AUGCAACUUCAUAGCCUUUGCAUUGUUUUACCACAAAAUUCGGGUGAAAUAAUGAAACAACAACAUGAAAAAGGUUUCCAACAGCAGCAACAACCUAAGUCUAGAAACCCUUCAAGUGCUUGUGGUGGUGGAGGACAACAUGUUCUUGAUUUGCUUCAUGAUUCUUUGAGCAAGUUAUGUAGCUCAAGGUGGUGGGGAGGUGCAAAAAGAAUUUGCAGACAUAAGGGGCUGCAAAAAGCAAAAAAGAAAAACUCUUCAAGAGGUUCUUCUACUACUAUGUUUCAUGACAUGGAUGGUGUUCAAUUUGCUGUCAAAAUUGGAAGAGACAAUCCAAGGAUUUUCAGCUAUGCAGAACUUUUCAUAGGUUCUAAUGGUUUCAGUGAAGAACAAGUUCUAGGAAGUGGAGGCUUUGGAAAAGUGUACAAAGCACUUUUGCCAAGUGAUGGAACUUUGGUUGCUGUGAAAUGCUGUUUAUCAGAGAAAGGUAAACAGUUUGACAAGAGUUUUUUAGCCGAGUUAUCGGCCGUAGCCGAUCUUCGUCACAAGAAUCUCGUCAGGUUGAGAGGCUGGUGUGUUCAUGAAGAUCAACUUCAUCUUGUUUAUGAUUACAUGCCGAAUCGAAGCCUUGAUCGCGUGCUUUUUCGACGGAAGGAGAUUUCGAAAGGCGAGAUUCUUGGUUGGGGACAGAGAUGUAGGAUUGUUAAAGGUUUGGCUGCUGCAUUGUAUUAUCUACAUGAACAGUUGGAGACUCAAAUCAUUCAUAGAGAUGUGAAAACAAGUAAUGUUAUGCUUGAUUCGCAUUACAAUGCUAAGUUAGGCGAUUUCGGAAUGGCGAGGUGGUUGGAACAUGAACUUGAGUAUGAGUUUAAGUACAAUUAUAACAGCAGCAGCAGUAGCAAUAAGAAAACUUCGAGUAGAAUCGAUCAUUUCAAGCUCGGGGAAACAUCGAAAAUUGGUGGAACAAUUGGUUAUCUUCCACCAGAAAGCUUGCAAAAACCGAGCAAUGGUACAUCGAAAUGCGAUGUUUUUAGCUUUGGGAUUGUUGUGCUUGAAAUUGUAUCUGGUAGAAGAGCAAUAGAUCUAGCAUAUUCUGAUGAGAAAAUCAUUCUGCUUGAUUGGAUUCGAAGGCUUAGCGACGAAGGGAAGCUUCUAGAAGCAGCUGAUACUAGGCUACAAAAAGAUGGAUCAUCAUCGUCAGCAUCAUCAUUCAAUUUUUCUGAGAUGAAGCAUUUCAUUCAUAUAGGUCUUCUUUGCACACUUCAUGAUCCGAAUUUGAGGCCUAAUAUGAAAUGGGUUGUGGAAGCACUUUCUGAUUUAAGUUUCAAACUUCCUUCACUUCCUUCAUUUCUGUCACACCCUCUUUAUAUCUCUUUGUCUUCACCUUCUGAGACUACUAGUCCUAGUAGCACGAGCGGCACGAUCUCAGCCUCGGCCGUAGAAAGCGUAAGCUUAGUCACAAAUUAUAAUAGUUCAACAAACUAUUUCACAGCUGCAGGUGAAACAGUUUAUGUGACAGCAGAAAACAAAAACACCGGAAUCGUUUCUUCGAAGAGCAUGAAUCGGAAUCAUCACAGGCCGAACUUUCCGGUGGUUGAAACUCCUAGGGAAAUUUCGUACAAAGAGAUUGUCUGUGCUACAAGAAACUUCUCAGAGUCAAGAAGGGUAGCUGAACUAGACUUUGGGACUGCUUAUCAUGGAAUCCUGGACGAUGAUUGUCAUGUUUUGGUGAAAAGGUUGGGAAUGAAGACGUGUCCUGCGCUGCGCGUUCGAUUCUCGGACGAGCUCAGAAAUCUAGGAAAGCUUAGGCAUCGGAAUUUGGUUCAGCUUCGCGGAUGGUGUACCGAACAAGGGGAGAUGCUCGUGGUUUAUGAUUACUCCGCCAGUAGAAUUCUCAGUCAACAACUUCUCCAAAUUCAUAACAAAGGCGAGAAUGGUUCGGUACUCGAAUGGAAUCAUAGGUACAACAUAGUCAAAUCGCUUGCUUCUGCUGUUCAUUACCUACAUGAAGAAUGGGACGAACAAGUGAUUCACCGAAACAUCACUUCUUCUGCUGUGAUUCUCGAGCAAGAUAUGAAUCCAAGACUUACCAGUUUUGCUCUAGCCGAAUUUUUAUCAAGAAACGAGCAUGGAAACCAUCAUGUAGUCAACGACCGAAGCAAAUCCGUUCGAGGGAUUUUCGGUUACAUGUCUCCAGAAUACGUGGAAACGGGCGAAGCAACCACGGCUGCCGAUGUUUAUAGUUUCGGUGUAGUGGUGCUUGAAGUUGUAAGUGGACAAAUGGCAGUGGAUUUUCGGUACCAAGAGGUUCUUUUGGUGAAGAAAGUUCAUGAGUUUGUGAUGAAGAAAAGAUCAUUGAAGGAACUAGCUGAUGUAAGACUUAAUGGAGAGUAUAAUGAGAAAGAGUUGAUGAGGUUGGUGAGAUUAGGAAUUGUAUGUACAAGUUCUGAUCCUGAAUUGAGACCAAGCAUGAAACAAAUUGUGAGUAUUCUUGAUGGAAAUGAGAAAUUGUUGAACAUGAAAAAGAAGGAAAGUAGGGAGGAUUGGAGGGAAAGAAAUGGUAGUUCUUUGUCAAUGGUGAGGAGGAUUCAAGCUCUGGGGAUACAGUGA
Messenger RNA from Lathyrus sativus (Indian pea), 2607 nucleotides. NCBI's taxonomy places the organism in Eukaryota, Viridiplantae, Streptophyta, Magnoliopsida, Fabales, Fabaceae. The record is from the annotation of a GenBank genome assembly.